AUGGCUCCUUAUGAGGCUUUAUACGGGCAGAGAUGUAGAUCCCCUAUAGGGUGGUUUGAUGUUGGAGAGAAUCAGUUAGCCGGCCCAGAUUUGAUACAGCAAGCAGUUGACAAAGUGAAAGUCAUCCAAGAAAGAUUAUUAGUGGCUCAGAGUCGACAGAAAUCCUAUGCAGAUAACCAGCGUCACAAGCUAGAGUUCGAGGUAGGAGAUUGGGUUUUCUUGAAGGUCUCACCUAUAAAAGGGGUGAUGAGAUUUGGCAAGAAAGGUAAGCUAAGCCCUUGGUACAUCAGACCAUAUAAGAUUAUUCGUACGGUGGGUAAAGUAGCAUAUGAGUUAGAAUUACCUUCUGAAUUGGAGUCCGUACAUCCAGUAUUCCAUGUGUCCAUGCUCUAUAAGUGCAUAGGAGAUCUCUCAAGAUUUGUGCCAAUAGAUGAUAUACAGGUGACUGAGCAGCUAUCUUACAAGGAAAUCCCCGUGGCUAUAUUAGAUAGGAAGGCUCGUCGGUUACGAACUAAGGAUGUGGCUUUUGUUAAAGUACUCUGGAGAAAUAAUAAUAUCGAGAAAAUGACUUGGGAGGUGGAAAAGGAGAUGAAGACUAAGUACCCACACUUUUUCCCAUUGUCCCAGGAGGCUCAGAUAGUCCCCACUUUCCGAAAGUUCCAUUUCCGGAAAAGAUCAAGAAGUGAAAGAGAAAAGUUGUCAACCAUAAAUCUCGCUGCAUGA
Molecule: messenger RNA, 723 nt
Organism: Lycium ferocissimum
Lineage: Eukaryota; Viridiplantae; Streptophyta; Magnoliopsida; Solanales; Solanaceae
Exons: 2
Coding region: 1-723 (240 amino acids)
Source: RefSeq, a predicted model, not a curated record